Punica granatum (pomegranate) is the source of this 1257-nucleotide messenger RNA. The record is from RefSeq and is a predicted model, not a curated record. NCBI's taxonomy places the organism in Eukaryota, Viridiplantae, Streptophyta, Magnoliopsida, Myrtales, Lythraceae.
UCUGUCCGGAGAUCCACAACAUGAAACAUAUGUGUGGUGAUGCUGUAAUAGCUAUCUCGUAUAAUGCUCGCCGUGUACAUAACUAUUAUUAUCGGUUAGGCCUUUCUUAUUUAUUUCUAGGAUCCAAAGCUGACGAUGGCUUGUCGGUCUCUGUCUGAUGAUCUGUGACAUGAUGGCAGAUGCAAGCGUGGAAGAAUGUGAUGCUUUAAAGGCUAUUCAUAGCCCCUCUAUAUAAACAAAGAGGGAGAGGUUCAGCUUCAAAGUCCUCUCUAGAGCCAUUUGCAAAUCAAAAAGUUUGCCGAGACAAAGAAACUUCUCCGUCUAAACAAUGGCUGCUAGCCAUAUUCGCUCGAACAGUUUGCCCUCGAGGACUCACCCUCUAAGCAACAUUGUCGAGGAGAAGUUGCAGAGGUUGAGAUCCUCUGAAGGCACAUCCACGUCCUUGUCAGUGUGCCGAAAGUUGGGAGGGCUCAAGAAUCUUUAUGACAGCGUGGAUGAUUGGCUUCAGUUGUCCCUCACACAACAGAUUCUGUCCAGGCAGAACAACAGGCAAUGUGUAGAACAUUUGUUGGAGGGAUCAGUCCAGACGUUGGAUGUUUGUGCGACCCUCCGAGAAGUCCUGUCACAAAUGAAGGAGAGCCUCCGAGAAUUGGAAUCAUCUCUACGGAGGAGGACUGCCUUGGCAAAUAAACUCGACCCAUACAUUACAUCGAGAAAGAAGAUGAAGAAAAUCAUCUGCAGGAUGAUGGAGAAUCUGAAAAAGAUGGAGAAGAAGCAAAACAUCGUAAAGAAGGACAACCAAGUGGAGCAAGAAGCUGCUCGUAGCAUUCUAAAGGAAGUCGAAGAGACCAGUAUCUCAGUGUUCGAGUCCUUCCUCUGCUUCCUUUCCAAGCCAAAGACGAGAUCCAGUGGUUGGUCUUUGGUUUCAAAAGUGGUGUCAUCGAAGCGAAUUUCCUGUGAGGCAGCUGCAGAUGCCAGUGAAGUAGAAGAAUUGGACAUUGAAUUGCUCAUCAUGAAAUCCAAUAAAGACAACAGUAUUCUAAUGCGUGAUGUGCAGAAGCGAGUUGAGGCAUUAGAGUCGAGCAUUCGGGAAAUCGAGGAGGUCUGUGAAUGUGUUUAUAGGAGUUUAGUGAAGACGAGAGUUUCCCUUCUAAACAUCCUUGACCACUAGAGUCUUGUUCCAUCAACAGUUUCGUAGCUUGUACAGCAAAACAUUGUAAUAUUCAGAAGCGAGAGUAAUUGAUCUUUGCUAGCAAA